This is a messenger RNA of Nelumbo nucifera (sacred lotus), 1273 nucleotides long. RefSeq names its product annexin D3-like. Gene Ontology annotation, molecular function: calcium-dependent phospholipid binding; phosphatidylserine binding; calcium ion binding. Gene Ontology annotation, biological process: response to cold; response to water deprivation; response to salt stress. Gene Ontology annotation, cellular component: cytoplasm; plasma membrane. Lineage: Eukaryota; Viridiplantae; Streptophyta; Magnoliopsida; Proteales; Nelumbonaceae. The record is from RefSeq and is a predicted model, not a curated record.
GAAUAAUGGAAGGCUUCUUCAAACAAACAACGACGACAACAACUGAAAAAGAGCAGAAAAAGCAGCUCAGAAGAAGAACAAAAUGGGUACGCUGAGAGUACCAGAUGUAGUUCCUUCUCCGACCCAGGACAGUGAGAGACUCAGAAAAGCUUUCCAAGGGUGGGGAACGGACGAGAAGGCGAUCAUAUGGGUGUUAGGUCACAGGACUGCGAGCCAACGGAGGAAGAUCAGAGACACUUAUCAACAACUCUACAACGAGUCUCUCAUCGAUCGCCUCCAAUCAGAGCUCUCCGGCGAUUUCCGGAAAGCUGUGAUACUGUGGACAUUGGACCCUCCUGAAAGGGAUGCCAACUUGGCUAGGGAAGCUCUGAAGAGCAAGCGGAAGGGCGUUGAUCAUCUUAAGGUGAUCGUAGAGAUGGCGUGUGCCGCGUCCCCACAUCAUCUGAUGGCUGUGAGGCAAGCCUACUGUUCCCUCUAUGAUUGCUCCCUAGAGGAAGACAUCACAAGCAACGUGACCCCACCUGUACGAAAGCUUCUUGUGGGCUUAGUAAGCUCCUACAGAUAUGAUAGAGAAGUGGUGGAAGAGAUUGUUGCCAAGUCGGAGGCAUCUAAGCUUAGGGAUGCCAUUGAAAGGAAGCAGCUGGAUGAUGAUGACCUGGUUUGGAUACUCAGUACAAGGAAUGUGUUUCAACUCAGAGCAACAUUUGAGCGUUACAGAGAAACAUAUGGGAACCCCAUCGACGAGCACAUUAAGAGGUGUGGUACCGGCAAUUUGGAAUCCAUCUUGCGAAUUGUUGUCUGGUGCAUUGGUUCGCCGGAGAAACACUUUGCAGAGGUUGUGAGAGCUUCCAUUGUUGGGUUUGGAACUGACGAAGAUUCACUUACCAGAGCCAUUGUAACUCGGGCUGAAAUUGACAUGGUGAAGAUCAAAGAAGAGUACUUCAAAGUGAACAAAACUACCCUUGACUAUGCAGUCAUUGACGACACAUCAGGGGACUACAAGGAUUUCUUGAUAACUCUUCUUGGAGAAAAAAUGUAAUGCUUAGGCUAAGCUUAAUGCUUUUUUUUUUUUUUUUGGCUGGAUAAACUUAAUGUUAUGAUGUCAACAACCUUGCUCAUCCAAUUGUCUGUCUAUAAUAAAAUUAAAAGGGGAAUUAGCUUGUGAUUUGUGAACCUGGAGAAACUCAGUUAGCAUGUGAUUCAUAUUGUUUGUACAAAAGGUUUCUUGCUGAAUGUACUUUAUGACAAGCCCAAGAUCAUAAAUCCCCAUGAA